AUGGACAAUGGGAUGGUCUCUGACUUUAUCAUGAUCAAAAACUUCUUCCUCUUCUGCGUAUCCAUGAGUUUAGCCAGCCACUUCGGCUUUUCACAAACGCCGACACCAUCAGUAAAAGAGGAGGCCAAUGAUAACAUCACCAUAUUCACCAGGAUCUUGGAUGGUCUGCUGGACGGCUACGACAACAGACUGCGCCCAGGACUGGGAGAGAGAAUAACUCAGGUGAAAACAGACAUCUAUGUUACCAGUUUUGGUCCUGUGUCAGACACAGAAAUGGAAUACACCAUUGAUGUUUUUUUCCGACAAAGCUGGAAAGAUGAAAGGCUGCGGUUCAAAGGACCUAUGCAACGCCUCCCUCUUAACAACUUGCUCGCCAGCAAGAUCUGGACCCCAGACACUUUUUUCCACAAUGGCAAGAAGUCUAUUGCUCACAACAUGACAACCCCAAACAAACUUCUGCGCCUGGAGGAUGAUGGCACUCUGCUGUAUACUAUGAGAUUGACCAUCUCUGCUGAAUGUCCCAUGCAGCUUGAAGAUUUCCCCAUGGAUGCACAUGCUUGCCCAUUAAAAUUUGGAAGCUAUGCUUACCCCAAUUCUGAAGUGAUCUAUGUGUGGACUAACAGCACCACAACGUCUGUGGUGGUGGCCGAAGAUGGAUCACGACUUAACCAGUACCACCUGAUGGGACAAACCGUGGGCACGGAAAACAUCAGUACCAGUACAGGUGAAUAUACUAUUAUGACAGCGCAUUUUCAUCUGAAAAGAAAAAUUGGUUAUUUUGUCAUCCAAACGUACCUUCCUUGCAUAAUGACUGUGAUCUUAUCGCAAGUGUCGUUUUGGCUAAACAGAGAAUCUGUCCCUGCUAGAACUGUCUUUGGAGUAACAACAGUCCUCACCAUGACCACCUUAAGUAUCAGUGCCCGUAACUCUUUGCCAAAAGUGGCCUACGCUACUGCAAUGGACUGGUUUAUAGCUGUUUGCUAUGCCUUUGUAUUUUCGGCAUUGAUUGAAUUUGCAACAGUCAACUAUUUCACCAAGAGGAGUUGGGCAUGGGAUGGCAAAAAAGCCCAGGAAGCUGCAAAAAUCAAGAAAAAAGAGCGCAACUUGCUGGGAAAUAAACCAACUAAUACCUACAGCACCGGGAAGAUGACUCCUGCACCAAACAUGCCAAAGGACUCAGCCCCAGCUGUCAUCUCAAACACUACAUCUGCUCCAGUGAAGCCUGCAGAAGAAAAGCCUGCUGAAAGCAAAAAGACUUACAACAGCAUCAGUAAGAUUGACAAAAUGUCCCGGAUAAUUUUUCCAGUGCUGUUUGGAACUUUUAACUUAGUUUACUGGGCCACAUAUUUGAAUAGGGAGCCUGUUAUUAAAGGUGCCAAUUCUCCAAAAUAAACUGAAGUACUCUGGAGCCACAUGUGAGCCAUACUUACAAAGCAGAUGCUACCAAGGAAAAUUUGAGAUCCAGAUGACUUUCUACGUUUGGGCAAUAUUCUUCAGGAAGUUUUUUGCAUGUUUAAUAAUAUGUACAAAUAAUAUUGCCUUGAUUGUUUCUACAUGUAACCUCAGAUGUUUUGGAGACGAUUAUAUUACUUA
Messenger RNA from Serinus canaria (Common canary), 1593 nucleotides. It is a transcript of the gene GABRA5, whose product is annotated as gamma-aminobutyric acid type A receptor subunit alpha5. Gene Ontology annotation, cellular component: synapse; GABA-A receptor complex; neuron projection. The coding region runs from base 1 to 1392 and encodes 463 amino acids. Gene Ontology annotation, molecular function: transmitter-gated monoatomic ion channel activity involved in regulation of postsynaptic membrane potential; benzodiazepine receptor activity; GABA-A receptor activity. The record is from RefSeq and is a predicted model, not a curated record. Gene Ontology annotation, biological process: nervous system process; regulation of postsynaptic membrane potential; chloride transport. NCBI's taxonomy places the organism in Eukaryota, Metazoa, Chordata, Aves, Passeriformes, Fringillidae. The transcript is spliced from 9 exons.